AUGAGUGAUUACUUUGAAUUAUUAAGUGCUGAAACAUAUGAAGAUUAUUUAAAACUUGUUAACGUAGAGGUUCAUCAAAAUAUUUCUAUGUGUCAAAAUAUUGCUAAAGAAUAUCAAAAAUUAAAGAUAGCAUCAGAAAAAGAAAAACAUGAAUCACAAAUUAAAUUAAAUGAAUCAGCCAAACCAUAUUAUGAACGUAGAAAAGCUAUUAUUAUGGGAGCACCAUUAACAGAUGAAGAAAUUCAAGGAUAUCAAGCAAAUAAUGAAUGUCCAGCAAAUGAAAGUUCAGAAUAUCAAAAUGGAGUACCAUGUUUUUGGCUUCAUGUAUUAAAGAAUUCAGGGAUUUUUGAUGGGUUAUCAGGAAAUGAAGAAGAUUCAAUCAUAUUAACUUAUCUUCAAGAUAUUAAUGCUGAUUAUUUUUCAACAGAAGAUUGUACAUUAAAAGAUGGAACACCAACAUUACUUUUUAAAUAUAAUGUUAACUUCUUAUUUGGUAAUAAUCCAUAUUUAAGAAAUAAUCAAAUAACAAUUCAAAUUACAUAUAAGUUAGGAGAUAUUGAAGGAGAAUUUGAAGAACCAAAAAUUAAUACAAUUACACCAUUAGAUUGGGUUAAAGGAAAAGAUCCUCGAUUUAAAAUUACACGAAAAAAAACAAAUAAAAAAGGAAGAAAUCAACAAGAAACAAAAGUUGAAUCAUUUUUUGAUUUAUUUUAUCCACAAGAAUUAGCAUUAAAUAAUGAUAUUAAUGAUGAUGGAUUAAUUGAUGAAGAAGCAUUACCUAUUCAUGAUAUGUUCCAAGCAUUACUUACAUUAAUUAAUGAAGUAAUUCCAGCUGCUGUAAAUUAUUUUGAUGAAACAUUAUUAAAUGAUGAAGGAGAAGAUCUUGAUGAAGAUGAUGACGCUUAUGACGAAAAACCAAUAAAACAAAUUAUUGACGGAAAACCAUCACAAGAUGAUUCUAAUACACAACCAGCACCUCAAGAAUGUACUCAACAAUAA
Messenger RNA from Entamoeba histolytica HM-1:IMSS, 999 nucleotides. RefSeq names its product nucleosome assembly protein, putative. Bases 1 to 999 code for a protein of 332 amino acids. Gene Ontology annotation, biological process: nucleosome assembly. Gene Ontology annotation, molecular function: histone binding; chromatin binding. The record is from RefSeq and is a predicted model, not a curated record. Gene Ontology annotation, cellular component: nucleus; chromatin. The transcript has a single exon. Lineage: Eukaryota; Evosea; Mastigamoebida; Endamoebidae.